UUUUUGGGGAGGCAGCUGCUGAUCUCUCUGCGCGCUCGUGGAGAGGAGGGAGAGCCCGGGGUUCCUGUGUGCCAGCUCUGCGGAGGGAAGGGGGUGUUUUGUGUGUGGGGGGUGACGGGGGUGUAGCCCUCCCCUCCUUCUCUCCUCCCUCUGCUGCUCCCCCCCUCUCAGCCGCUCUCAGACCAUUGUUGUUGUGACUGCCAUCCGGGGAGCAGCAGAGCGCCUGUGUCGGGUCUGGUGCGCGGAGGACGGUUCGCUCCUCUCAGCGCAGCUAAAGAGAAACGGACUGAGGAGGUCGAGCUUCUCUCCACAGAAUCCAGUAGAAAGAAGUACAAUAAAAAUAACUUCUCUGCAGUGAGAGGCUGUAAAGUCUCUGCGUAAAGACGCACGAAAAGACGCAUCCAAGAACGGCGCUCUGUGUGGACUCACUGGAUCUUUUUUAACUUGAGACGCUGAUUUCUGUCAUCUUCUAUGUUCAGUUGGCUAUUGUAAUCUGUGGAAUUAGCGGUGUAGACCACGGACUUUGCCCUGAGGAUCACAUCUCCUCCAGCAAGUCUAUAUUCUCCAGCCGCCGAUCACGUCGUUGGAGCUGCUUCGUAUGGAUUUAUAACACUGACUUUUAACUUCCACCGGAUAUAAACCAAAUCCUACUUUUUUGGAUAAAGAGAAGGACAUUUAAGUUUCAAAAUGAGGAUUCCAAUAUUCCCUCGCUUCGACCGGGAAGAGGAGUGAUUUUCUCCCGCGGUGCCAGUCAUCCUCAGGAGGACAGACCGGGAGGAAAAGGAUCCAGGUUGCUGAUGAGGUGUGUGAGGCCCGCUCCAGCUCUGCCUUUUUAAUCACUGCUACGUUGGUUCCUGAAGAUGGAGAGGGUCUGCUCGUUCUGGGUGCUGCUGAUCUGUUUGGUGGACGGAGUUGCAGUCCGAACGGUUGCAGAAACGAGAAAUAAAGAUUUUCAGGAGUCCAGGCCACUGAUUGUGCCAGGUUACCCCAAGAACACCACAGUGGAGUUGGGUGGUCAGGCGAAACUGUUGUGCAAAAUCCACAAGCCGGCGUUCACCAAAGUGCAGUGGCUGAAGUCUGACUCCAGCAGCACUGGAGCGAGCCAGCCUCAGAUCAGAGCUCUGACGCCCCUGCAGAGCAGCUCCUCCAAAACAAAAACUCUUCACCUGUCCAACGUUACGUUGGAAGAUGCAGGCGAGUACAUCUGUGUAGCUGAGAGCAGCCACGCCGGGGAGACGCUUCAGGCCAUGCAGACAGCGUGGCUGCAGGUCCUGCCUGGAAGCACUUCCAAAGACUUAAAUUCAGCAGAAAUCAUUUCAGAACUUCCCCCCAAAAGACCCUCCCUGCUGGCCGGUCUUCCUGAAAACACCACAGCAGUGGUGGGGAGUGACGUCCAGUUUCGGUGUAAGGUCCACGGUGACGCCGGCACUAAGACGCAGUGGCUGAAACACGUGGAAAUAAACGGUAGUCGCUUCUCCUCCGAGGGGCGUCCCCACAUCAAGGUCCUCAAAACAAGCGGGUCCGACUCUAAUCACCGGGUGGAAAUGGAGGUGCUGUACUUGUCAAACGUCAACCUGGAGGAUGCAGGAGCGUACAGCUGCCGGGCUGAAAACUCAGCCGGCGUCGCUCUCCAAACCGCCUGGCUCUCGGUCAUUCCAGAUCCUGAGACGAGACGCACAUGGGUUCAGGAGGUCGAAGUUGAAAGAGAGACUGAUUUAGAUGUUCUCGAGGACCUCAGGGAGGACACCACAGAGCAUCUGGUGUUGGAGCCGGGGGACGUUCUGAAGCUGCGCUGCGAUGUGAACACGCGCCGCAGUGCGGCGGUGACCUGGUACAAGGAGGGCGUCCGGCUCCUGGCCACCACACGCAUCAAGAUGCGAGGCGCCAUGGCGGAGAUCACUGAUGUGACCUACGAGGACUCAGGAGUUUACGUCUGCACGCUCAGAGGAACCAAACACCCCGUGAGGAACUUCACCAUCACUGUUGCAGACUAUUUAGGGUCCGGGGACGACGAUGAGGACAAUGGAUUGGGGGAUUCAUCUGCUGAGAGUGACAAUGACCAAGUUUACCUUUCUAGAGUUCCCGUCUGGACUCACACCCAGCGCAUGGAGAAGAAGCUGUACGCCGUCCCUGCAGGCAACACAGUCCGCUUUCGCUGCCCGGCCAUUGGCAACCCAAUGCCGACCAUCCGCUGGUUGAAAAACGGGCGUGAAUUCAGAGGAGAGCACCGGAUCGGGGGGAUCAAGCUGCGGCACCAGCACUGGAGCUUGGUGAUGGAGAGCGUCGUGCCCUCGGACAGAGGAAAUUACACCUGCGUGGUGGAAAAUGAGUACGGCUCCAUCUCCCACAACUAUGUUCUGGAUGUUCUGGAACGUUCCCCCCACAGGCCCAUUCUGCAGGCGGGGCUACCAGCCAAUACCACAGCAGUGGUGGGAAGUGACGUUCAGUUCCGCUGUAAGGUCUACAGCGACGCCCAGCCUCACAUUCAGUGGUUGAAGCACAUCGAAAUUAACGGCACUCGCUACGCCCCUGAUGGGGUUCCCUACGUAAACGUCCUGAAGACAGGCAGCCUGAACAUGUCAGACGUGGAGGUGCUCUACCUGUCGAAAGUUACCAUGGAGGACGCAGGGGAAUACACCUGUCUGGCUGGAAACUCCAUUGGCUACGCCCACCAGUCCGCCUGGCUCACUGUGCUGUCAGAGGAAGAAGCAGCUGACCCCAUGGAAACCAUGGAAACCAAAUACACGGACAUCAUCAUUUACGCCUGUGGAUUCCUGGCUUUAAUCAUGGCGGUCAUCAUCGUGGUGCUGUGCCGGAUGCAGGUCCAGCCCAGACGAGAGCCCUUUGAUGCCCUUCCAGUUCAGAAGCUCUCCAAGUUCCCUCUUCGCAGACAGUACUCGGUGGAGUCCAACUCAUCGGGGAAGUCCAGCGCCUCUCUGAUGAGGGUGGCUCGCCUCUCGUCCAGCUGCUCCCCCAUGCUGGCAGGAGUCAUGGAGUUUGAGCUUCCCUACGAUCCGGAGUGGGAGUUCCCCAGAGAGAAUUUAACGCUGGGCAAGCCUCUGGGGGAAGGCUGCUUCGGUCAGGUGGUUAGGGCUGAAGCCUACGGCAUCAACAAGGACGGCCCGGACCAGGCCACCACCGUGGCGGUGAAAAUGCUCAAAGAUGACGCCACAGACAAAGACCUGGCUGACCUCAUCUCUGAGAUGGAGCUGAUGAAGGUGAUGGACAAGCACAAGAACAUCAUAAAUCUGCUGGGAGUCUGCACGCAGGACGGCCCUCUUUAUGUGCUGGUGGAGUACGCGUCUAAAGGCAGUUUGAGGGAGUACCUGCGGGCCAGGCGACCUCCAGGCAUGGAUUACACCUUUGAUGUGACCAAAGUGCCAGAGGAGCAGCUCACCUUCAAAGACCUGCUGUCCUGUGCCUACCAGGUGGCCCGAGGGAUGGAGUACCUGGCCUCAAAAAGGUGCAUCCACAGGGAUCUGGCAGCCAGGAACGUUCUGGUGACGGAGGACAACGUGAUGAAGAUUGCAGACUUCGGCCUGGCCAGAGGAGUCCACCAGAUAGACUACUACAAGAAAACCACCAAUGGGCGUCUGCCAGUGAAAUGGAUGGCACCAGAAGCUUUGUUCGACAGAGUCUACACACACCAAAGCGACGUGUGGUCGUUUGGCGUCCUGAUGUGGGAGAUUUUCACCUUGGGGGGUUCGCCGUACCCCGGCAUCCCCGUGGAGGAGCUCUUCAAGCUGCUAAAGGAGGGACACCGCAUGGACAAACCUUCCAACUGCACACAUGAACUAUACAUGCUGAUGACUGAGUGCUGGCACGCCAUUCCUAACCAGAGACCGACGUUCAAGAAGCUGGUGGAGGAGCUGGACAAGGCUCUGCUCUCCAUUUCUGACGAGUACUUGGACCUGUCCACGCCCUUCGAGCAGUACUCCCCUUCCUGUGAGGACACGUCCAGCUCCUGCUCAUCUGACAACGACUCCGUUUUUACCCACGAUGCCUUGUCCACCGACCCCUGCCUCCUGAGCUACCAGGACGUGCACUCCCGGAUAGACACAAAGACGGCUCUCCGAUAGGAACCCAACCCCGGAGCGGCGCAGUGCUGCUCGAGGACAGUGACACGUCUACUGGACGCCAAACUAAAGGUCCGCUGCUGCGUUUAUAAAGUUUAAGUUAAAGAUUUCUAUUUGUCACAGGACCUCCUUUACGGCACCAGUUAAAGCCCUUAGAUAUAAGCAGGCAUUUAUGCACACGGACUCAUACUUACACAUAUGCACACGGAGCACUGAGGCUUCUUCGAGAGGUGGGGAAGAACAUGCCAGCAGAAGAAAGGAGGACUAAAACAGACUGUCAGCCUCAAAAAUAAUCCUGAAUCUCACCAGCUCUUCUUCAGAGGAAGACUACGGACACCCCCCACCCCUUCAGCAAACACGACCCAAAGCCAGGGUUUGAAACCUCGGUCGUAAAGACAUUUUUAGUACAGAAAGAAAGAUUUAUUUUGCUAUGUAAAAGGUAAGAAGCUGAUUGUUGAAUAUAAAUCUCUCUAUAUAAGAUUAUUUUACUUUUGUGUUGCUUAUUUAAAAAAGAAAACUGUCUUAAAAUCUCAGGAUCUCUCAUGCUAAGUUGCCGUGUUGGCAACAAAGUGCCUGAACUGACGAUUUCCUGUGAAUAUAUUAGAUUAUUAAAAUAUUUGUUUGUACAUAUCAACAAAAGGAAGGCGUUUGCGUGUUAUAAAUUAUUCAGAAUGACACAAAAAUGAAGGAGGCAAGAAGAGAGGAGGAAUCUAAUCCCAAAAAGUGCCAAACCAGCAGCGGCGGCCGCGGCGGUCAGGCCGCCUUCCUGUUCAACGUUCAUUCCAAAACCCCUCACUUGUAUCUAUUAGCGAUCUGCCACAGGUUUGGAGUCACUGCGACUUUGCAAAGCAACAACAGAUGAUGGAAAUACUUGCAUAACUUUAAAAAAAAUCUUAAAAUAACUGUGAGUUGUAAAAAAGCAGAAUAAAACCUUCCAUCUGUCGUUUUUCA
Molecule: messenger RNA, 5027 nt
Organism: Oryzias melastigma (Indian medaka)
Lineage: Eukaryota; Metazoa; Chordata; Actinopteri; Beloniformes; Adrianichthyidae
Gene: fgfr4
Product: fibroblast growth factor receptor 4
Exons: 24
Coding region: 861-4079 (1072 amino acids)
Biological process (GO): positive regulation of kinase activity; regulation of bile acid biosynthetic process; cell surface receptor protein tyrosine kinase signaling pathway
Cellular component (GO): signaling receptor complex
Molecular function (GO): fibroblast growth factor receptor activity; ATP binding; fibroblast growth factor binding
Source: RefSeq, a predicted model, not a curated record